AUGGGUUUCAUCGUUUUUCUAAUUUCUUCGCUAGCAGAAUGUGAAAGAUUACCUUUUGAUUUACCAGAAGCAGAAGAAGAAUUAGUAGCUGGUUAUCAAACAGAAUACUCAGUCCGAGCUGCAAGGUACAUUGGUCAAAGUUUCAUGAUUAUCUUAUCUCACGCAAAUCGUUUACCUGUAACUAUUCAAUAUCCUUAUGAAAAAUUAAUCACAUCAGAACGUUUCCGCGGUCGAAUCCAUUUUGAAUUUGAUAAAUGCAUUGCUUGUGAAGUAUGUGUUCGUGUAUGUCCUAUAGAUUUACCCGUUGUUGAUUGGAAAAUGGAAACGGAUAUUAGAAAGAAACGAUUGCUAAAUUACAGUAUUGAUUUCGGAAUCUGUAUUUUUUGUGGAUGUACUCAAUGUGUCCGAGCCUGUCCCACAGAUGUAUUAGAAAUGAUACCUUGGGAUGGAUGUAAAGCUAAGCAAAUAGCUUCUGCCCCAAGAACAGAGGACUGUGUUGGUUGUAAGAGGUGUGAGUCCGCUUGUCCGACAGAUUUCUUAAGUAUUCGAGUUUAUUUAUGGCAUGAAACAACUCGAAGAAUAAAUUCUAUAAGUGAUACUGGUCUCAACGGGGCCAUUUUACAAAUAAUAUCUCAUGGAUUUAUUGGCGCUGCCCUUUUUUUCUUGGCAGGAACUAGUUAUGAUAGACUGCGUCUUCUUUAUCUUGACGAAAUGGGCGGAAUGGCUAUCCCAAUGCCAAAAAUAUUCACUAUUUUCACUAUCUUAUCAAUGGCUUCUCUUGCAUUGCCUGGCAUGAGCGGUUUUGUUGCAGAAUUGAUAGUUUUUUUUGGAAUAAUUACUAG
This is a messenger RNA of Vicia faba (fava bean), 842 nucleotides long. Lineage: Eukaryota; Viridiplantae; Streptophyta; Magnoliopsida; Fabales; Fabaceae. The record is from the annotation of a GenBank genome assembly.